UCAAGGUUCAUUUGAUUUCUCUGCAUUUAAAAAAAAGGAAAACCUCUCAUUCAUAUGGUAGUUUCUAGCUUUGGUUUAUGAUUCACUGAGAUUUGUGGAUUUUGUUGCAAAGCAGUUCUUCCCUUUCUAGUUAGUGAUGGGAACAGUUGGUGACAAAUCCGAUGAUGAGUAUUCGGUCAUCGGGGACAAACGCGAAAUCAAUUUCAUCGAUUAUGCAAACAACAAAUCUGUUUUUGAUUACAAUCAUGAGGGGGGUCCUCUCAUAAUUUCUGCACCAUUCCCAUUCUCGAAAGGGAAUCCUCAAUCUGUAUUCGUGGGAGCAACUGCAUUUGAUUUGAUCAGUAUCGAAAACACCACUAGUGAACCGGUUGAGUUGUGGACUAAAAUUUACGCAUCAACGCCUAAGGAUUCUUUCGUUCUUUCUUUGAUGAAACCCCCGUCGGCAAAUUCUGAAGACGAUAUGAGCCAAGGGUUUGUCGAGCUUUUCGAUUUAGAGGACCGAAUGAUACAGCCUGGAGAGACUUUAACCAUUUGGUUGUCUUGCAAAGCAAAGGAAAUUGGCUUGCAUACUACCAUAGUGCAUUUUGAUGUGGAGGGUGAAAGAUUGGAAAGAAUGGUCUUUCUCUUGGUUGAAGAUAAGAUCUCACAAUCUUUGGCUUCUAAGAAGCCAUAUUCCAGAGCUCAAAGAAAGAAGCAAUUUCCAGUGGAUGAAUUUGUUACAGGGCCACGCCCGGUAAGGGCAAUGGGUCGAGGUGUUCGAAAUAGGCUUCUCCCAUAUGACAUUCCGAAGGAUAUUAGAGAACUGGUCGAGAAUAAGCAGACUACUGAUGCUAUUAAAGCAGGUCUUACAAGGGAUAAUUAUGUAUCUUACUUCAAACAUCUCUUAAUCUUGGAAGAGUUACAACUCGAGGAGGACAUGAGGGCCUAUAACAUGGAGAAUAUCAACAUGAGGAAGAAAGGGAAUUAUUUAUCACUUCAGGUCCCUGGGCUCGCUGAAAAAAGGCCUUCCCUUGUCCAUGGAGAUCAUAUUUUUGCUAAACUUGCAUGUGAAGAUGCUAGUGGAUCAGGCAGAGUUUAUGAGGGUUGUAUCCAUCGGGUAGAAGCUGAUGAAGUGUACUUGAAGUUUGCACCAGAAUUUCACUCGAAUCACAUAGAUGAGAAUCUUUAUAAUGUGCAGUUCACCUAUAACCGAAUCAAUAUGCGGAGGCAAUACCAGGCCAUUGAUGCAGCAAAAAGCCUAAAUGUAAGUCUCCUUUUUCCAUCUGGGUCACCCAAAAGUAGGGUGAUUGAAACCACUCCACUAGUGCCCAUAUGUUGUACACUUAACGAGGAGCAGAUGUGUUCAAUUGAGAUGAUCCUUGGCUGCAAAGGAGGACCUCCUUAUGUGAUUUUUGGGCCACCAGGUACAGGGAAGACCAUGACAAUAGUGGAGGCAAUCCUCCAGCUCUACUCAACCCAAAAAUCUUCUCGAAUUCUUGUGUGUGCACCUUCAAAUAGCGCGGCUGAUUUCAUACUAGAGAGACUCCUUAAUGAGGAGUCUGUUGAGAUUAAAGAGAAUGAAAUAUUCAGACUAAAUGCAGCUACACGACCAUAUUACGACGUCAACCCGGAUUUUCUCCGGUUUUGCUUCUUUGAUGAGCUUGUUUUCAAAUGUCCUCCACUUAGUGUUCUCGCCUGCUACAGAAUCAUCAUCUCAACUUACAUGAGUUCCUCCCUUCUGUAUGCAGAAAGUGUUGGUAAAGGCCAUUUCUCUCAUAUUUUCUUGGAUGAGUCAGGUCAAGCUUCAGAGCCAGAAAGCAUGAUCCCUGUAGCGAACCUUUGCCGAAGAGAGACUGUUGUUGUUCUUGCUGGGGAUCCAAAGCAGUUAGGUCCAGUUAUAUACUCCAAAGAAGCCGAGAAUUUUGGACUGGGGAAGUCAUACUUAGAAAGGUUGUUUGAACACGAGUUUUAUUCUAAUGGCAAUGAAAACUAUGUGACAAAACUGGUUAGAAACUAUCGAUGUCACCCAGAGAUCCUCUAUCUCCCUUCACUUCUCUUCUACAAUGAUGAAUUGAUCCCUUGCAAAGAUGACAUAGGUUCAUUAUUGAACUCAGUAAAGUUUCUUCCUAAUAAGGACUACCCUGUUUUUUUCUUUGGUAUACAAGGUUGUGAUGAGAGGGAAGGAAGUAAUCCAUCAUGGUUCAAUCGGAUUGAAGCCAGCAAGGUUGUAGAAAUUGUUAGUAGUUUGACAGCAAGUGGGAUUCUGAACGAGAAAGAUAUCGGGGUGAUAACCCCCUAUAGGCAGCAAGUCCUUAAACUAAUGAAGGCCUUCGAGAAUCUCGACAUACCAGAUGUCAAGGUUGGCACCGUCGAACAAUUUCAAGGCCAAGAACGAAAAGUUAUCAUUAUAUCUACCGUCCGAUCAACAAUCAAACACAAUGAGUUCGACAGAACCCACUGUCUCGGGUUUUUGAGCAAUCCUAGAAGGUUUAAUGUGGCGGUUACUCGCGCCAUAGCUUUACUUGUUAUUGUUGGAAAUCCUCACAUAAUUUCCAAGGACCCUUACUGGAGUCAGCUUAUAUGGCGUUGUGCCGAUCAUAACUCUUACCAGGGUUGUGCUCUGCCUGAAAGGCAAGAGUAUGAAGAUGAUGCAGAAGUUUCAACUCCGGAGGAUUGUCGGAUCGAUGAUGAAAACAGCAUUGCUGAAAUGUGGGGUGAAGAUACCAAGGAAAUUGGAAAUCUCAUUCCUUUCACGGAUGAAGCCGAGUGGUCCGAUGGGUGGAAAUGAAAUACACGCAUCCUACAAUGGUUCUUUUGCUUUUUUAUGCUUUUGUUUUCACAGUAGCAAAUGUGAUGAACUUACCUGUUCACUUCAAGAGACAGUACGACGGCAUAGUGGUAAAAGCAAACGAAAAGAGGAGAGAUCUUCAUACACUGUUACCAUCUGUUUUUGAUGAUGUUUUUCUGCUAAUAAAACUCUUUCCAUCAUAUCAUUUUGCUGAUUACAAAGUGUUUAUCGUAUCAGUAAGUAUAAUCGAAUGAA
Gossypium raimondii (Peruvian cotton) is the source of this 3022-nucleotide messenger RNA. RefSeq names its product probable RNA helicase SDE3. Lineage: Eukaryota; Viridiplantae; Streptophyta; Magnoliopsida; Malvales; Malvaceae. The transcript is spliced from 5 exons. The record is from RefSeq and is a predicted model, not a curated record. Gene Ontology annotation, molecular function: 5'-3' RNA helicase activity; RNA binding. Bases 137 to 2767 code for a protein of 876 amino acids.